Messenger RNA from Aphanomyces invadans, 1166 nucleotides. RefSeq lists its product as hypothetical. The coding region runs from base 17 to 985 and encodes 322 amino acids. The record is from RefSeq and is a predicted model, not a curated record. NCBI's taxonomy places the organism in Eukaryota, Oomycota, Saprolegniomycetes, Saprolegniales, Verrucalvaceae. The transcript has 5 exons.
CUUGGAAUUGUCCACCAUGCCAACGACCGUUGCCGAAGCGUCCGCCGAAGCAACGAAGAGCAUCGAUGAGGCAAAGCCCCCAAGAGCCGGUGGAUUAUACACAGCGCCAAAGAUUCACAUUCCAACUUUCUUCGCUUGGGACCAGUUGAAUGAAAACGACAGCCACGUGCGGCAAGCAUCGCCUGUUGGCAGCGAUACCGAGUCGCUGAAGCAAGUUGCCAAAGCCAACUUGAAGCGCUUGCAGGAGAGCUCAGCACGAACGCUGCAGCUCCUGAAAGGUCACAAAGAUAAGUCUCUAGAGUUGACUGACGCCGAGAAGAAGCGAUUGUUGUGCAAAGAAAACAUUCAGGCGUUGCAAGACCAGCUCAAAUCGACUAUUCAACAGCGACCGCACAUUCGUCUUGCGGUCCCCGAGACUCGUUCGGCCCUUCGUAGUAGCAAGGACGCGGAUGCCCCACCACAAAAGCGAGUCGAGAAGCACGUCAAGUUCGCCGCCGCGCCCGAUGAGACCUUCAUGACCGUUCCCGACGUCAAAUCGACUUUGGAAAGACACUUACAGACUCGAUUGCGGACCACCUCGGCAACCCACCAAACGCAGCCAAGAGUAUCUCAUCACCACGGCCAUCCAUCCAAACGCCACCAACCACCUCUGCAUUCCUCGUCUACGCCCACCGACGUCUCGCGCCGUACCGAUCAGAACACGCAGCCACUGCGGCGAACUCGACCGCGUCGCCUUCGCAGACAUCCGGCGAAAUCGUCGAUGAACAAGACAACCAGCCAUGCCUUCCUUCGGCGUGCUCCUCGCAAGCUUGUGUUCUUGAAAGCUCUUCCUUCAACGUCGAUGCCACCUACGGACCAACCUGACCAGACGAACCUUUCGAUCAGUGAGCGACAAGCCUCUGAAAGUGCGGUGAUACUUCGCCACCGCCGACGAUAUCCGCGACGCCUGGAGGUGAGUGCUUGCAUCCGCCCCUUGUCUCUCUGAUGCUAGACUUGAAGAACCCCAUCUUCUUGCAUCCACGCUUCCCUCCGUAUGCCUCAUCCCGCCAUUACACGACCGAGUACCAAGAGCAAUUUCGCUCGCCGCAAUUGCGCUCCCGACCAUUGCUGCUCAAGUAGUAGCUCUCUCUCUCGUAAACUACAACACGUCUUUGUUAUGAGUCGAA